AUGCCGACCACCUGGGAGGCUGAGGCGGGUAGCCGACAACUAGAAAUUCUCCACAAAGGCCGCAGUAAGCGAAUCUCGACUCCACCCUUGACCCCAGUAGCCGCCUGUAAACCACCCAUAACUUUCUCCACACCACGCCCUUGUCACAGCCUUAUCUCUCACGCAACCACAUGGUACCAUCGUCCGCAAGCCUGCUUCAACUGCGUCUUUGUCUCCUGUAAAGGGUAA
Messenger RNA from Nezara viridula (southern green stink bug), 228 nucleotides. NCBI's taxonomy places the organism in Eukaryota, Metazoa, Arthropoda, Insecta, Hemiptera, Pentatomidae. The record is from the annotation of a GenBank genome assembly.